AUGUCCAAAAAGAUAGACUUUAAAAUGAUUACAGAUCUUUCAAUCCUUAUAGGUACUGGUAUAUCAUUAUAUUAUUUGAUAAAUAGCUUAUUAAACGCUGAAUCAGGACCUAUCAGAAGGUCUAAAGAGAACAAAGAAAAGCAGGAAAAAAAAUGGAUCAAAUUGAUCAACUCUAAUCCAGAUUUAGUGAACAUACAGUUAUCUGCAUAUGAAAGAGAUAUUUUGUCUUCCGUUGUUACGCCUGAUGAAAUUAAAGUUACAUUUAAAGAUAUAGGUGGACUAGAUUCUAUUAUAGAUGGAUUACAUGAAAGUGUCAUCUACCCUUUAACCAUACCCGAAUUAUAUUCGAGUAAUCCAUUACUUCAGGCACCAUCUGGUGUUUUAUUCUAUGGUCCUCCAGGAUGUGGUAAAACUAUGUUGGCCAAAGCCAUUGCAAAGGAAAGUGGAGUGAAUUUUAUAUCGAUUAGGAUGUCUGCUAUAAUGGAUAAAUAUUAUGGUGAGUCUAAUAAAAUUGUAGACGCAAUAUUUUCAUUAGCAAAUAAGAUAGAACCAUGUAUUAUAUUUAUUGACGAAAUUGAUUCAUUUCUUAGAGAAAGAUCCUCUAUGGAUCAUGAAGCCACCGCUACUUUAAAAGCCGAAUUCAUGAGUCUAUGGGAUGGACUGAUAAAUAAUGGUAGAAUAAUGGUUAUUGGUGCAACCAACAGAAUGAAUGAUAUUGAUUCAGCAUUUUUAAGAAGAUUACCAAAAAGAUUUUUUGUAACUUUACCUGGUGAAGAAGAAAGAAAGAAAAUUCUACAAAUUUUUUUAAAAGAUGUACCGUUAGAUAAGAAAAAUUUCGAUUUUGACAAAGUUGCUAGACUGACUUCCGGGUUGUCUGGUGCUGAUUUGAAGGAACUAUGCAGAGAAGCUGCAUUAAAGUCUGCAAAAGAGUAUAUUAAAUUCAGAAAGACCAAUGAACUACUGAAUCAUAUAACAUCUGAUAACACUACUACUAGAGCUGUCAUGAGACCUCUAAGAACUGAUGAUUUUUUCAAUAAUGAUGGACCAUUUGGUAUAGAGAGUCUCGACUAA
Messenger RNA from Arxiozyma heterogenica, 1071 nucleotides. RefSeq names its product protein-degrading AAA family ATPase MSP1 (gene MSP1). Lineage: Eukaryota; Fungi; Ascomycota; Saccharomycetes; Saccharomycetales; Saccharomycetaceae. Gene Ontology annotation, biological process: extraction of mislocalized protein from mitochondrial outer membrane. Bases 1 to 1071 code for a protein of 356 amino acids. The record is from RefSeq and is a predicted model, not a curated record. The transcript has a single exon. Gene Ontology annotation, cellular component: mitochondrial outer membrane. Gene Ontology annotation, molecular function: ATP binding; ATP hydrolysis activity.